AUGACGCCUUCCCCAGAGAGGGACUUGGUCCUCGACUCAGCCUCCACAGCUGCCAUUGGAGAAUUUCAAGUCAGCAAGAAAAAGCGAUCUAGCUCGGAGCUGGCAGAAUAUCCCCGAAGGCGUGCUACUAUCGCAUGCCAAAUAUGCCGCCUACGAAAGACCCGAGAGCCAGGAAUCAAACUUGAUGCUGGCGACAAGUUGAUCAUUGAGAGGUUGAACAGAAUUGAAGGGUUGCUCCAAUCCAACCUCUUGGGACAAGCCUCUCACUUCCCGUUAUCCUCCACAUCCCCUGCCACCAGCAACGAUACGAAUGUGGGUAGUGAUGAUGCAGCUGCCAAAGCAUCUACUAUCGCGGCUAUGUCUGGGAGAACUUCGAUUGCUGGACUAGCGUCGUGGGCGAACCCCCCCACGAGCAUUUCAACGAUGCCCAAGGUACACACUACUCCUGCGCUGCACCUCUUACAAUGGCCUCUCAUUCGGGACCUUAUUGCCGGGCCUUACGAUGCUCAGGCAUUGCUGCAGCUCGAAAUGGCUCGUGAACCGCUGCGCAUUCCCACUUCUGUGGGAUUCGACUUAACAAACUCGGCCACUUAUGUGCAGGCAUUCUUCGAAAAAGUAAAUGUCUGGUAUGCCUGUGUCAAUCCCUACACGUGGACAACUUAUCAUAAUAAGGCUGUCUCCCGGAGUUUCCAAGAGGGGCCCGAGAGUUGCGUUGUUCUGCUUGUUCUGGCUCUAGGAAGUGCCAGCCACUAUGGAAGCAUCGCAUUCAUUCCCCCGGACAUGGAGCCGCCGGGGCUACCUUAUUUCGCAGCAGCAUGGAAUCUUCUCCCGUCUGUCAUGAUGCGCAAUUCUGUGAUCGCUGCUCAGUGCGUCGUCCUCGCCUCCGCCUAUCUAUUUUAUCUGGUCAGACCACUGGAGGCCUGGACGCUUCUAUCGAAUGCGAGUAUGAAACUACAGUUACUUUUUGGCGACCCCGCCCGUGUUCCCCUUCAAUGGAGAGAAUUGAGUGUGAGAGUGUACUGGAACGCUCUUUUGUACGAGAGCGACCUGCUCGCGGAAUUGGACCUACCUCAUUCUGGAAUUAUCCACUUUGAAGAACUCGUUGACCUCCCGGGAGGAUUUGAGGAGGAAGUCGAAGAAGAUGAAGAUGAUAUCGAAAACAGCGAUCGCGAAAGCGCCCCUGUGAACGGUUCCGCAGGUCGCGAGGAACUAUGGUACUUUUUGGCGGAGAUUGCGCUGAGGCGACUCUUGAACAGAGUCAGUCAUCUGUUAUAUCAGAAGGACAGUUCACUGACGCUCGGGUCGUUGGGGCCUAUUGUGUCGGAGCUGGACUUUCAGCUUUCACAGUGGUAUGACAAUCUGCCUCAACCAGUUCAGUUUCCCCUCAACCAUGCACCGAUUUCCAAUCCGGUACAAACGGUCCUUCGGCUGCGAUAUUACGCAUGCCGGACGAUUAUUUACCGACCGUAUAUACAAGCGGUCUUUGAGAAUGAGCAAGCCGCGGCAGACCAGGUGGUAAGAGAACGCUGUCGGCGGUGUUUGGAAGCUACACUGCGGCAGUUGGAGAACAUUACGAGCCACCGUGAGGGACAUCUCCCCUAUCUUUGGCAAGGCGCUCUCUCCAUGGUAUCACAGACCUUACUAAUCAUGGGGGCAACCAUGUCACCUGGACUCUCCACCUUACUGCCACCGGGAUUCAGAGUGGAUGCGAUCAUCUCCAGCGUAAUCACUGAGGUAGGAAGGUAUGCACAUCUCGCCCCAAGUCUCAAGCUGUCCGCAGAGAUUAUCCGCGACGCGGAGAAACGACGGAAGAUCUGUCUCAGGUCCACGACUGGACGCGUCUAG
Messenger RNA from Aspergillus clavatus NRRL 1, 1845 nucleotides. Its product is annotated as putative C6 finger domain protein. The coding region runs from base 1 to 1845 and encodes 614 amino acids. The record is from RefSeq and is a predicted model, not a curated record. The transcript has 3 exons. NCBI's taxonomy places the organism in Eukaryota, Fungi, Ascomycota, Eurotiomycetes, Eurotiales, Aspergillaceae.